Messenger RNA from Pyrenophora tritici-repentis Pt-1C-BFP, 1452 nucleotides. NCBI's taxonomy places the organism in Eukaryota, Fungi, Ascomycota, Dothideomycetes, Pleosporales, Pleosporaceae. The record is from RefSeq and is a predicted model, not a curated record.
AUGGAACUCAGUAACCGGAAAGCCGAAGCAAUCGACGCUUCUGUCGUAGAAGCCGACCAGGAUGGGUACACUCGAGACGAGAGAGACCUGGUUCGCCUGGGCAAAAAGCCAGUUCUGAAGCGCAAUUUUGGCUUCAUGCAGAUCCUGGGCUUCUCGUGUACCGUACUGGUGACCUGGGAGGGCAUCCUCUCCUGGGUUGCCAUGUUGGCUCCACCUUCAUCCAGGAAGUUUCUAAGUUACAUCACCGGUUGGGUAACGUUGAUUGGAUGGCAAGCCACAACUGCCUCGUCGGCGUACCUUGGUGGAUCAAUAUUGCAGAGCGUUGUUUUGAUCUUGCACCCUGAUUAUUCCCCCAAGCCGUACCAGGCUAUGCUGCUCGGAUGGACAGUCCUCGCCUUCGCGGUGAUCAUUAAUACCGUUGGUAGCAAGACGCUUGCUCACUUUGAAGGGUUGAUCUUGAUACUCCACGUCCUUGGAUUUUUCGCCAUUCUCAUUCCCUUGGUUUAUCUAGCACCACACAGCGAUGCAUCAAUCUUCACCACAUUUGUCAACUCAGGUGGCUGGUCAACUCAAGGCCUUUCUUUCAUGGUCGGACUACCAUCGUCUGUGUUCGCGCUUGUCGGUGUUGACUCAUGUGUCCAUAUGGCUGAAGAAGUCAAGGAUGCGUCGAGGGUAGUACCAAGAGCUAUCCUGAUCAGCGUCUUCCUUAACGGUGCUCUCGGCCUUGCCAUGAUGGUGGCCUAUCUUUUCUGUAUCGGCAAUCUGCAAGACGUCCUGGAGAACUCAGUGACCCUCGGAUAUGCGUAUCUUUACGUGUUCCUCAAGGGCACCGGAUCGCCUGGUGGUGCUAUGACCAUGGCCUUGCUCAUGUGGUUUCUGGGUGUUUGCUGCCUUGUCGGUCUCAUGGCCGCUACUUCCAGACAGAUGUGGUCUUUCGCAAGAGACAAUGCCGUCCCGUUUUCGUCGCAGGUGACCAAGGUCCACCCCAAGACACGGAUUCCUGUCACAGCCAUCUUCAUCACAGCUGCAAUCUCGAUAUUGCUAUCCUUUAUCGCUCUCGGGUCAUACGUCGCAUUCAGUAAUGUCGUCAACCUCAGCAUUGGUGGCCUCUACGCAUCCUACUUCAUUGUGUGUUCCUUGCUUCUCGGGAGACGCCUGCAGGGCAUAAGUGCAUACAACGCGCACGCGGCGCUGGUGGGGCCAGAUAGCCUGCAAUGGGGUCCCUGGAAGGUGCCGGGUAUCUUCGGGGUGGCCAACAACCUGUUCGCAUGCUGCUACCUCCUUGUCCUCUGGUUCUUCUCUUUCUGGCCAGGAUCGGUCGAGGUCGAUGCACAGUCUAUGAAUUUCAGCUCAGUCACAUUUGGGGGCACUGUUCUUUUCGCAAUUUUUUGGUACUACGUCAGGGGUAGGAAGACGUACAGAGGCCCGAUUAUAGAGACGGCAAAGGUAUAG